Messenger RNA from Myxocyprinus asiaticus (Chinese sucker), 2851 nucleotides. RefSeq names its product spindle and centriole associated protein 1 (gene spice1). The transcript is spliced from 18 exons. Bases 132 to 2297 code for a protein of 721 amino acids. Gene Ontology annotation, biological process: mitotic spindle assembly; regulation of centriole replication; metaphase chromosome alignment. Gene Ontology annotation, cellular component: spindle; centrosome; centriole. Lineage: Eukaryota; Metazoa; Chordata; Actinopteri; Cypriniformes; Catostomidae. The record is from RefSeq and is a predicted model, not a curated record.
CCCUUUAUCAACGCUUCCUUAUUUCUGUUACUACAACACUAACGCCAACAAACUACAGCAACAUUCUCGUCCAUUUUUUUAUUGUAUCCGUUUUCAAAUAAGGAGACAUCUGUGCCUGUCAUUGUUGUGAGAUGUCGUUAGUGAGGAUGAAUCGUCCUUUAUAUGGUUCGGGUAAAAGACCCGUGCGAACUAAGAAGGUGUCUGCAUCCAAGAAUGAAUGGGUGAGCACAGUGAAUGACCUUUCAGUGCAUAAAGCCACACCAGAGGAACUGGCCAAGCGUCAUGAAAUGCACCGGUCUCAGAACAAAGUCGUGGCACAGUGGGAAUUAAGAGAAAAGGCUUUAACACGCAGACGGAGAAAGAAUCAGCCCCCUAGCCCUCCAGGACUUGACAAAGCCAGACUCAAAAUCAUCAGAGAGGUGUUUUCAGAUCAUUGCCAGUUGCAGGAUGCAAUUGCACGGUCAGACAGAGCCUUGGCUGUGGUGAAAGACCUGUUUGGUGAUGCACCCCGCCGACGUACAGGGUUUCCCACCAUUACAAUGGCACCUGAUUGCAACUCUGACUCUGAACUUCCUGUUCUUCAAAGACCUGAUCCUCCAACGCAGCUCUCAUUGCUCUCCCAGACGAUGAUGGAUCCACAGGCCUUGAAUGAACUGGAAGAGUGCGAAGAGGAACAUGAUGAAGAUGUUCAGGAUACCUCAGUGCACCUCAGAUCUGCCACUGACACACAAUGGAGGAGAAAUAAAUGCAGGUCAAAGUCAUUCCCAUGGGGCUCAGACAAUCUGGAGCAAGAGCUACCAGAGACACCUCAUAAUACUGGGAUCCCAGAAGAUCAGGAAGCCCUCAAUGCCACAAUGGCUGUACAACAACUGUCCAGACAGAUUCAGCCUGACACAAUCCAGUCUACAUCGCUAGUCAGUCAGGUUCUCAACCCUGGGCCUGCUUUAUCUCAACCAGGUGGGGCUCUGCUAUCAACAGUUAAAGCUGGUACUAAGAGCAGGUCAGCUCAAGUCAGUAAAGGGUGCUUAGCAAAUACCUUUGGUUUGAAUGGUUCAGGGUUGAGUUCUCUGGCUGGGAACCAGUCCAGUAUGGAGCUUCUGCAGAGCAUGCUGGAAGAGGUGGAGGCAGAGCUGGACUCUUUGGAGCCUCAAAAGCUGCUAAGCUCUGAUGGUAGAUCUCAGCAACAGAGACAGGGCCUCACAGGCUUCUCCAUGGCUCUAGUGGCCACGCUUGGACGUCUUGCCAGUCAUAUCAGAAAAAAAGAAGAGGAGACUCAGAGGGAGGUACAGGAGAGAAGGAAGCUAGAGGAGGAGAUGAAAGAGCAGAAGGCUUUAAUUGAUGCCCUGACUGCAGAAUCACUCACAAUGAGAGAGGAGAGCGCUGCCUUGCAGGCAAGGCUGCAGCAGCAGAUUGCUGAACUGGAGCAGCGUCUGGAUACUGUACUACUGGUUCUGGGUGGACCGGAUUCUACAGACUCAAAGACAGCAGUUCAAAUUUCAGACAACACGGCCCAAAAAGGCAGCUAUCAUGAAUCUGGUGGUACUGAAAAAGAUCUUCAGCAACAUAACUUUGUUUCUCCAGCUGUGCUGCUCUCUCCUCCUCGCCAAAGAGAUGGCCUACCUCCUAAAGUGUGUUGUGCACAUUCACACGCACCCCCGCUGCACUAUAAUGGCUCCUACACAGCAACAGGAAGUCAGGGUUCACUGGAAGACUUUGACAUCCCCUGCUCUCCUUCCUCCUUCGCCAGCCUACCAUGCCCCACUCAUCUGCUGGACGAUUUUUCCCAGGAUGCCAUGCUAGGGGAGAUUGCAGAAUUAGCACGUCAGAAUGCAGCGAUACGGGACCAGUUGGGGCAGCAACGUCCCUCUCCAGCAGGAGCUUCAGUGUCGAGGGAGCAGAGUGCAGACCGACUGUCCACAACCAGUUCUAUAUUUAGACAAGCAUCACCCUCUACAGAGCCACAGAACAGACAGCAGUCUGUUUGUGUAGCAAGAUCUUCAACUACAGAAAUAGAACAACAACUGCAUGAGUUAAACCGACAAAGUGCUGAAGCUAGAGCUAAACUACUAGAGCUUAUUGAACAACAGAAACGGAACACCUCACUCAGAGUUUCCCCUGCUAUUUCUCCAGUAACUCCUCAUUCCAUCAGCACUCGUACAGCUGUUAGAGGGUUAACUCCAGAGACGUUUUUGACACUUCCUGAGAGAAUCCAUUCACCACAACCUUCUGCAAGUAGCAAAAGCUCAACAACACUUCCAUUCCCAGGUCAGCUGGAAGAGUUUUAUCUCAAAAUCUAGACAGUGCUGAAAUCCAGAGCAUUCAGAAUCAAGCGUACAAGCUGAAAAGAGAGGGCUGGUUUGCAUUGUCUGCUCAUGUCAAAUAAAUUGAGCUCAACAGAGGGAUAUCUUCUAUGCAUGGCAUUACAUUUACAUGCACAAUAGCUUUACAAAUACAUCUCCAGCUAAGUCUUAUUCACAGCAUGCAGCUUAUGUCUCUCUGAUGUCCAGGUUAUGAGAAUUGCUGCAUACCUUUGUAAAGCCCAUGUUGAGAAUGUGACUGUCACUGGGGCUGUUGACUCACAGGAACUAAAUUUGCAAACUUGCAAACACAAGAAACCACUAAAAAUCAGUUGUUGGCAUGGCCAGAUAUUUAACAGUAAUAUUACGUGUCUCUUCAGUCUUGUUUUGGACAUUUUUUCUUAUUACAGUAUUGUACAUGGAAUAUGGAAUUCAUAUGAAGAACAUAUUAGUGUGCAUGUAUGUUGAAUUAGUGUACACUGUUUAAAUGUAAUUUUUUUGUAUUACUUUAAAAAGUCCAGAAAAACGCAAUAAAUCUAAGAUUUUAUCUAAAA